Macrosteles quadrilineatus (aster leafhopper) is the source of this 3627-nucleotide messenger RNA. RefSeq names its product sulfhydryl oxidase 2-like. Gene Ontology annotation, cellular component: Golgi membrane. Lineage: Eukaryota; Metazoa; Arthropoda; Insecta; Hemiptera; Cicadellidae. The coding region runs from base 197 to 2197 and encodes 666 amino acids. Gene Ontology annotation, biological process: protein folding. The transcript is spliced from 2 exons. Gene Ontology annotation, molecular function: protein disulfide isomerase activity; flavin-dependent sulfhydryl oxidase activity. The record is from RefSeq and is a predicted model, not a curated record.
CGUUCUGGUUUUCCCUAGCAGACAGCAAAUAUUGCAGGAAUGGAAUCGGAAUGACAUCAAUGUGGUGAAGCCUAGCUACCUUGACUUGACAGAUGGGGGUUAACAAGUGAAAACAAGAUUUCUAAUUUUAAUUCUUUUGGUUUGAGAGAACCGUAAGUCUUGCGACCAAGUAGAUAGUUUUACUAAUGAUCUGAACAUGGAUACCAGUCAUUUUAAAUAUUUGCUUGCGUUGUUUUUAAUAGUUUUUGUUGAAUAUUCUAUUACAUCUAAUAUUUCACCUGACAGUAAACGAUUGUAUCACGAUAUCGCAUCUGGUCGUGGAUUGUACCAUGGUUUUAAUGAAAUAACUGAAUUGGGUGGUAGUAAUUUUAAGAAAAUUGUUUAUAAUGAAGAAAAAGAAAAACUUUGGGUGGUUGAAUUUUACAACAGUUGGUGUGGACAUUGUCACAGAUUUGCUCCAACAUGGAAAGCUUUAGCAGUAGAUAUUUAUGACUGGGGCGACUCGGUAAAGAUUGGAGCCGUUGAUUGUGCCAAUGACGCCAACAAUCAGCUGUGUCGAGAUUUGGAGGUCAUGUAUUACCCGAUGAUCAAGAUCUUCCCUCCACACUCUAAUGAAAGCUUCCUGGGCGAGGCGUUUGAAAAGGGAAAGAUCAACGAAAUGAGGGACAGGAUUGUUACAAAGCUGAAAAGCCACCACAACAACCACUCACCUGAAGAAAGAAAGAAUUUAAACUUGAAACCUCUGACAGCGACAAAAUUAGAUGAAAAUUUAUGGAAAGAAACCCCAUCAGAAGUAAAAUAUCUCGUGCUAGUGUUUGAAGCUGAAGACUCAGUGGUAGGGCCGACGUUGGCAUUGGACAUUUCUGCGGUUGCUCAAGAAGUAACAACAAGAGUGGUAGAUUACAGUAAUGAACAUCUCGCUCGAGAACUGAACGUAGACCAAGGCGCUAACACUGUUGUUGUUAUACACAGGGAUUUGACCCAUACGAAAAUAGAAGUGGGGGAGUUCACCCGGAGAGAAGUCAACAAAGCUGUUAGAGGAUUCCUCAGAGAACACGGAGUGGACAUUGCAGCGGAGCUACCUGAAACUCCCACUGUGUUCAGUUCCGACGUAGACUUGAGCGACGUCAUGCACAUCAUGCAAAUGGAGGAGGACAUCAAGAAGAAACUGCAAACGACAGCUCUCUCGUCAGUGGUCUUUCAACUGGACUUGGAGGGAGCUAUUCGGUACUCGUUGAAAAAUGAGAUAUCUCUACACAGAAACAUCAGCGGGGAACAUCUAGACGCUUUGAAAAGCUUUGUGUCGGUGCUCAUCAAGUACUUCCCUUUCGGACAGCAAGGACUCAAGUUUUUGACAGAGUUGAAAAAGAGAGCGCUAGAUGACAAGGUGGAUGUUUCAGGCAAAGAUGUUCGGCAAGUCUUCAUGAAGUUGGAGGAUGAGUUCAAACCGUUUCUUCCUCAUCAAGGAUGGAUCGGCUGUCGAGGUAGUACUCCGGAGUUCAGAGGUUAUCCUUGCAGUCUGUGGACGUUGUUCCAUACACUCUCCGUCCACGAGGAGCUCAAGGAUAGGAACAGCACAGAUGAGAAACCCGAGGUCCUGUCAGCCAUGGCGGGCUACAUCAAGAACUUCUUCAGCUGCAGCGAGUGCUCCGCACAUUUCACUGAGAUGGCAAAGACCAUCGCUGGGAACGUGACGACCCAGCAUGACAUGGUCAUGUGGCUGUGGUCGGCUCACAACAACGUCAACAAUCGUCUCGCAGGCGACGCCACUGAGGACCCUCAGCACAAGAAAGUUCAGUUUCCAAACAAAGAAGCUUGUCCUUCUUGUUACACCAUGGAGGGAUCUUGGAACAAAUCCGAAGUCUUUAACUUCCUUAGUCACAUGUACUCGAAUGUUGUCUACCUACAACCCGAAGAUCUCAGUACGACCACACCUGCUCCUGGAAGCGUGCCGUCCGCGACGCAGUACGAUAAGAACCUCAGGCACGAGAUGUACGGAGACGACAGAGGCUUCAAAAAUCAACGUAUUGACAGUUCUUCCAGAACACUGUGGGGCUUCAACAUCUUUGAUAUUAGCUUAUGUGUAUUGUUGUAUAUUUGUUCUGUAGCCAUUUUAAUUUUAGUCUGCAUCAAGUUUGUUUUCAAAAGAUCUUACAGAAAGAAGCAUUACAUCCAUGAUAUUUUGAGUAAAGUCUGAGAUUUCACUGAAAACUUACCGUUACAUUCCAUGGGCUGCACAAGUAUUGAGUUUGUGUUAUGUUACCCAACUACUGUUUUAUCUAUCAAUUUUAAUAAAAUAUUUAAGCGCAGUGCAGUGUAUGUAAUUUGCCUUUAUAUUAUAAUAGCCAUUGUUAAGUUUUAUAUUUUUCCCUUAACCAACGGUACUUUGAAAUUCUACUAUUUUGUGAAACCUUUUAAAAUCAACUGAGUAGCAAUCAAAAUUUGUAGCAAGUCUUCCUAUCCUUUAAUUUACUAUUUUAAAAGAAUAAACUAUUGUUACUAGGCCUACCUAUCUGAUAUAACUUAAUAAACAAUACAAUAAUCUAACUUGCGGUAAAGCAUGAAGACAAUAGGCAGUCAUUUGAGGGGAAUCAUAAUAGCCUACAUUAGAGUAAAGUCUUCGCAUAGAAAUUUCAAAAGUUUUACGAUACCGUCCAAUGUAAAAUAUCUACUAGAAAAUGUAAACCCAUUAAUAGAAAUAAAUCAUAAAAUCAUAAAUCAUAAAUUAAUAAAUCAUAGAAUGAUCUAAGGGCUAUUUAUUACAAGGCAGCUUCAAAUUACACACACUCAAUAUUUUAAGUUUUGUUAGUUGUUCAAAAUUUAUGACACCCAAUAAAUAAAUGAUGAAACAUUGUCACCAGGGAAUUAAUAUUGAGAACUAUAAUUGUUUAUUAGAGUAUUAGAGUCACUUUAAACAUGUUCAGAUUAAUCAGAAAAUUCUUUGUUGAUUGUUGACCAACAGCUGGAAAUCACCUGUAGGCCUACUUUAGAAUUAGAUAAAAACAUCACAUAUUUUAAAAAAAUUCAAUCUAUCUUGUCUUUCUUCUACGAACAAAUUUAGCGUAUUGUGAAAAAUAUUGUGAAUUUUAUUUAUGUUUAUAAAUUGUUUAUAUUUUAUAUGUUUGGUUAUUUAAACCUAAUUAUACGAAUGUGCAGCAUUUGAAUUCGAGGUUGUGUUGCUUUGUUUUAAUUUUGAUAAAAAUGAAUGACUUUCCUAUUCGAGGAACAGUUACAGAAUUGUGUGCAGUUUUUUGUUUAAAUAUUGUAAUCAAAGUUGUGUCUACUUAAUGAACAAAUAUAAAGAAGUAAUUAUCUAUUUAGCACACCCUUCGUCUAAUCUCUCUAUUUUAUUUAGGUGAAUAGUGUUACCAAUUUGUAUUGUAUCGUACCUGAUCGUGUAAACUAUAACUGUCCAUUCCAAAUUUUGCUAGGAUGAACAAAUGCAUGAAAAAAUCUAAUUUGGCCUGUUCCGAAUUGAGAUUCUAGCAUGGUUUGUAGAUUGUAGAUAUUUUAUUUUAAUAUAAGGAUCUGCCGUAUGUUUUAAUUUAUUGUUAUCAAGUGGUUUGCAGGUUAGUAAGUGUGAUUUUUGUAUUUAUAUAUUUUAUUAAUAAUAAACUAUGGACUAUA